UGGCGCCGGCGCGGGUGUGUGUAGUGUUUUUGAUUGUUCUGCUCACAGAACAGUGUUUGUAAAAAUAAUCGACGUUGCAACAUUUUGCAACUCUGAAUGUGGCGUCGCGGUGUUUUCGCGAGAGGAAGCGGUUUGUUGAACUGGUCUUUAUCGGUGGAGUACAUGAGCUGGUGGCUGCCAUGAGCCAGUUACGAAGCGUAAACAACAACCGUGCUACCAUUUAGUGUUUUUUGUUUUAACUUGGAAUUUCUUGUGCUGUACUUUUUUCCCUUUGUUAGAGCCGUUUUGUAGACGUAAGCGAACGUCGCGAUACAGUAAUGAACUGAGAGGGUAUGUAAUCAAUAAUCACUCGCGAUGAAAUCUGCUUUCAAAGAAAGACAAUUGUCAGAGUGUGCUUCUGGCGGUGGUGCCCAGCAAAGGCCAAAGCGGAAUGCAUCAACGAAAAAUUUGGGCACAACCAAUGGGUUACAUUGGAUGGAAGAGAAGGACCUGAAGAAAGCAUUGUAUGCUUCCCUGAAUGAAACCAAGAAGGCACGAUCUGUGGACGAGAAUGCUUCGGAAGACAGCCAGGAACAGAGCAUAAAAACAAUGUCUAAUUCCUCCACAUCAAGUAAAACCAUGAACGACGCAGACACCAAGAGGGUGCGAGUUCACGCUCAACGGAAGUUUGCUCAAGGUUCGAAUCCUAGCAGUCCAAUGCCUACUCCGGUUAAACUAAUGUCAGGUGCUGGGCGGGAAACCCGAGAAUCUGUGGGAACACCGUCAGAUUUUUUACCCCGAGGACGGAGGCCUAAAACAGAAGACUUCCUAACAUUCCUGUGCUUACGAGGAACACCAGUACUCCCUCCUACUCUUGACUUCAUGGGAGUGGCUCGCAAUUGCUCAGGUUCUGAGCGCAGCAGCAGUUCAGACACUGAGGCAGCAUGGAACUCCAUGGACUCCAGGGACAGAGAAAGAGGCAAUGGACACAGCAGUUCUGUAGCCAGCUCUGCUACCUCAGUUGACUCAAAAUCAGCAGCUCAGAAAGUGAACAAGCAGAGGCUACCUAUGCGACCAUUGGCCGAUAGAGGAGAGGACAAUCGACGAUCUUCAUCUGAUAACCGCAGUGCUAGAAGUACUUCGAGGCCUAAGCCUUCGCAGGACAGGAAAAAAGCAGCAGGAAAGCUGCCGGAGAUGUGCAGUAGGGAAAAUGUGCCCGCCUCAAAAUUUCAAAGGCCCCAGUCUGCAGCACAUGCCAUCCGUGAAAAGUACAAGCACCAGAGGCUUGUGAAAACAAGAAGUGAUAAGGUUGCCAUACACUCCGGACGUAGAGAAUUGCGGUCGCGCACAAUAAUAGAUACUACGAAAAGCUUGCCGCAGGAGAAAAGGCGACAGCAGGGUCAUACAAGGACGGAUGCUGCAAAACACAAGGCAUCGCUUUCAAAGGAUCUGCCGGAUCUCAAAAGCAGAGGCAGCCUACACAGUGAACUGUGUGUUCAAUUGACAAGGCUGUCGCCUCGGUCGGUGGCCUCAAUGGGUUUACGGAAUGUCACAUCAUCUCGGUGGAAAGGGAAGGCUGUGGGUAUUACCCCGCAUUUGCGUAAGGCGAAGCUUGUUCCCCCCAUUGUUGACUACGAUUCUGAAAGUGAGAGAGAAUCCUCUCCACUUUCAACAAGGAUGUCACCAAGAUUGUCAUCGCGAGAACUGAAGAAGCCAGCAGACGUCAUGGUGAGGCGGAGAUUGAGAAGUGUGGUGGGCGUUGAUGGUGGUGCAAAAAAAACGGUUGCUAGGUCAACAGCCAUUAGGGCGUGCACAACGAGAAUUGUUGCUAAAAAGUUGUUAAGCACUGCAAAGUUGAGGACUUCUUGUGGUAGUCAUAAAGUUCCCAUGAAACUUCCUGUCUUUAGGCGAAAGACACGAAGCUUGGGGCCAGUAAAGGACCAUCCGUUAGUACUGCCCGUGCCAACAAAGCGACGCUUUUCACACAUAGCAAAGAAGGCUCAAAAGGAGGAAAAAGUGACUGCCAAGAGAAGUAGUGAUGGAAUCUCAAAGCUUAAGGGAGCAGAAUCAUCUCCAUCUCGAAGAACUGCAGCAACAAGGAGAGAACACCACAGCUGCAAGAUGUCCACACGAGGCAAGGCAUUGGAUGAUCACUGUUUGAAGCCAAAGGGAGUUCUGACAAGGAGACAGUCUGAGACUGCAGCUGACAGUCUGAGCAGAGAGGUUGUAGCGAAAAGGCAGACUCGCAGAAUGUCACAGGAUGCUGCCAAUAAUGGAACUGUGAAGAAAGUACUGAAGCAGGGUGUUCCUGACACCAAGUCUGCAGCAAGAACGGGUGUGAGAAAUAAGAAUCAGAGGCUUCUGCAGACAAUAAACAAAAGCAAAGAAGAGCAGUUAAAAACGGAUGCUGUACUGAGCUUUUCAGAUAGUGAUGAUGAGCCAUUGAUAAAGAAAAUAAAAACUGUUCAGACAUCUGAAACUGUUAAAACGGUCAGUAGGACUCCUGUGUGUCAAUCUCAGGAGGUAUUAUUAUCCCCUGUCAAGCAGGAACCUAUAGAACCCAAAUGUGAUAUCAAGUCAUCUAAACUAAGAUCCACUAGGUCUAGUCGUGGUAGGGAUGCAGCAAGCGAAAGAUCCGAGGGACAGAGACGGAGGAAAACGUCUGUUGAUGUUUCAAUAUACAACCGAUUUUCUGAACCGUCUCCGUCUCUAUCGGAGAAGAUAGCAGAUGCUGCGGGUGACCCUCUUGACCCUCCUGCAGACUUGGAUGACUUGACGUCCAUGUCUGAUGGUGUCGAAGCUCUUGAUGCUCUGGCAGGCGAAAUGUCUGAAGUGAUGUCCGGAAGGCUUAGUUUUGGAAGUGCUCAAGAAAUUCAGAGUCUAAUGACAAGUGAGUUUUCGGGAGGAUUUGAUGAUGCUGUUACAGGAACGAUGCUCCUGGGCUCGCGUGAUGGAACUGGCGCCUCUCUUGAAACUGGCCUAAACCUAAUCAAACGGGAAGAUGGACCAAGCAAAGCAGACGCGAUGACAAACACAAGCGAGGAUGACAUUAAUUUCUUGUGUGGUCCAUUUGGGCCAUACAGUCCAUUGCUGCCUGAAGAAGUCUCGGUUGGAACUCAGACGGUGACACCACCUCUGUCACAGAAAUCAAAACCAUCUGGGAAGGUACCUGUUCCUGGGGUAGAACAACCCAAGCAGAAACCAGCAGUAAGAACACAGAAAGACAAAGAAAUGCAGAAAAGAAGACUGGAUUUGAUAGAAGAGUUGAAAAAGCUAAAAUUAACAUUGUCUGACAGAAAAACGUUCCCAAGGGACGACGAACCAGCGAGUCUAGUAGUUGCACCGACAUACAGGCCGUCACUUGAAGAGUUCAAGGAUCCUGUAGAGUACAUCAGCAAAAUAAAAGAAGAGGCUGAAAAAUUUGGAAUCUGCAAAAUUGUCCCUCCUGCUGGAUUUAAGCCUGAGUGCAAAGCCAUGGAUGACAUGCGGUUCACAGCACACAAUCAGUAUAUUCAUAGGGUGCUUUCACGGUGGGGACCUAACGUGCAGCAUACUGAGUGCAUUAAAAGAUGUUUUAGAAACCAAGGGAUCACAGAUGAUAGUCCGCCACUGAUUGGAGGCAUUGAACUGGACUUGUCUCAUCUGUACCACACAGUGCAGAGCUUUGGUGGCAUUCAACAAGUCAUAGAAAAAAAGAAGUGGCAAAGGGUAGCUGAUGCCAUGCACAUUCCUCGGGCUGCACAAGACCGUGUCUCCAAAGUGGAUGAUGCCUACUGCAAGUAUGUACUUCCCUAUGACCUCCUCUCUAUGGAAGAAAAAGAGCGUAUCGAAGCAGAAGUACUGGCAGACUACGAGAAGCAGUUGAACAGGGAGAAUGCCUCAGAUCAGCAAGCGGAUGACGACGACGAUGAUGAAUUCACCAAUGAAUGUGUUACCAAGGGCCGAUCCAUGUCUUUGAGUGUGUUUUCGCGAAUAGCGAGGAACACAAUGUCCAUGUGGUACAAGCAGGCUCCUUCACCUGAAGAGGUAGAGAAAGACUACUGGAACUUGGUAACUGAACAGAAGAGACAUGUUGUCAGCCAUGCUGGGAACAUUGACAGCAGUGUACAUGGCAGUGGCUUUCCAACAAAUCGGCUCAUGCCCUUUUCAAAACACCCAUGGAAUUUGAAAGUAUUCACAAAUAACCUUGGCACUAUUCUUCGAUGCAUGGGACAAGUCUCAGGUGUGACAAUACCUACUCUCCACCUAAGCAUGCUAUUCACAACUGGAUGUUGGUACCGUGAUCCACACUGUCUGCCCUGGAUUGAGUACCUUCACAGCGGAGCCAACAAAAUAUGGUACAGCGUACCAGCACAGAGCAGUGAAAGAUUUCAUUCAGCCAUGACAGACAUUAUGCCAGAAGUAUGCAAGGACACUGUGAUUUGGUUGCCAUCAGAUUGUGCAAUGGUUCCUCCACCAAUGCUGGUAGGCAGUGGGUGUCCUCUGAGCCGAACCAUUCAGCAGAAAGGCGAAUUUGUGAUAAUCUUCCCUGGAGCAUACACGUCUACUAUUGCAUGUGGUUUCUCUGUGUCAGAGUCAGUUUACUUUGCUACUAGGGAAUGGCUUCUCACUGCCUCUGAGCAUUUUCAGCACAUUAAGGAAAGUUGUGAGCCCCCCACAUUUUCCUUAGAGAAGUUGCUUCUUGGAAUCGCUACAGAUCUGAAGGAGACUCUGGAAACUUGUGAGAGAAUCCUACCACUUUUGAAGAGAUUGUGUGAGAAUGAGAAAAAGUACCGUGCACAGCUGACGCUGAUGGGUCUGAAAGCCUUUGAGAGACUUCCUCACGUGGAGGUUCAAGAGAAGAAAAAGCCCAAAAGACGACCAUACAUGGACGAGGAUGACAGGGAAUGCGAAGUCUGCCGUACCAGAUGCUAUGUGUCAAUGGUUGUGAAUAGUCAAGAUGACACAUUCUACUGUCUGGAGCAUGCAGUGCAGCAGUUACAGGGAAAGAAUCCAAAAUCCUGGACUCUAGUGUACAGCUAUGACAUGGAUGAGCUUCGAUCCAUUUACCAGAAGCUUGAGAACCACAUCAAGCAGGAAUUGGAGAACAGUAGCAAAACAGAUGUGAACAGCAAGAAGAAAUCUACAAAAAAGAAGUAGAUAAAAAAAAGGCACAAAACUUUAUAGCUACAUUGUGUGUACCUGCAGCUUCAAAGACAGAAGGUAUGAAAUCUUGUAAAAUAACUGUGCAUUGCCUCACACACAUAUCUUAAGUUAUCCACCUCAACUAUGCAUUACCACAUAAUGUAUGACUGUAGUGCUGCACAUGAAAGGAGAUAAGAUACUCUGGCGGGAUGAAGGAAGGGCCCGUCCUGGUCCCACAACCAAGGUUUACUAGUGCUACUUUAGCUUUUAAGCUUUCGUUAAGUUACAGGUAAAGUACAAGUCAAGGAUAUGCUGUCAGAUCUCCAGCUAUGAUAUCAUGCAGCCUGAGCGACACAUCUCUAUAUAUAGUUUAGUCUCUUUAAUGAUUACUGUCAGUGGUAGGUCAUUAUUUUAGAUGGUUGUACUUUUAUCUUUAUUGAUGUGAUGCCAUUUUCUAUGAGAAACGAAAAUAGCGAGGUGUCAAGCGUCGUGCAUUUUUUGAGUGGAAGCGUAUUAGAAAAUAAGUGAGCGUAUGUGGUGCUUGUAGUCAUUACAAAACUUGUGAUGUCUUUUCUACAAACUUAUCAUAAUUUGAUAAUUAUGGUCUGGAACCUUUAUCUUGUUAACAUUUGUUUACCUUUAGAAAGUGAGAAAAUUGUCAUUUUCAGUGUUUACAUUAGACAUGAACUUUUGUAAAUGUCCUUGCUACAAGCAUGGACCUUGCUCAGUUUUACGAGCUUAUACAAACAUUCAUAUACUACCUAGUGUUAAUAAUUUGUAUAUACUGGUGGUCAAGGAUGUAUCUGCAAAUCGGCAUGGACAUACAUAUACACAUCUUUUAUUCUGUUUUCUUGUAGUCACUUUGUUUUGUUGUGUGUAGCCUGUGUGGUAUAAGCAAGAUACACUGUCGCAACGUAAUCUUUUAAUGUUUCAUACUGCACCAUCUUACCACUUAUCACAGCUCAUAUUGCACAAACUUUGUAUACUAUGUGCCAUUACAGCGGUUGGAGUUUCAUGCGUGUUGUAGUUGAUAAAGGCACCAAUUGCUUUGAUUAGACUAAAAAUCCAACUAUAUAGUGUAAUGUCCUCUCCAAUAUGAACUGAAACAGUGUUAGUGUGACCUUGCUAUGGUAAAUCUCUCAGACUACUGGUGAGAGCAAAUACUUCAACCUGGGGGAAUUUUGUUUUCCUUUCUCAAGAUUGUGUGGAACAUAUCCUGCCGGUCUACCUUUAUGCUGCAGACAUCAUGUUAUCAUAAAUUGCACAGAUUUUCAAUGUGCAGUUUUUAUAAUUGACUACUCUGUUUUUCAUUUGUCUGUCAUAGAAAGUAAGUUAGAAACUUACUAUUAAGUUUUUGAAAUAAUGAUUUGUAAAGAGAACACGUCUCCCGUGAUGUUAAUUUUCUGUAGUUUUGAGCUGACACAAGCAAUCCAUGACAGUGCCGUGUAGUAUGCUAAUUGCAGUAGACUUUCCAAGCUCAACGCACAUCCUCAUACACCUGUAAAACAAGCUCUUAGUUUUGUUAUUAGUUGUGCCUGCCGUUCUUUUGACAUUUACUGGAACGAGGUCAUGUUAAACAUCAUUUCAGUUCAUGCCGGAGUGCACAGGAUGCACAUAUUUUCAAUCUAUGGCAGGCUUGCUGUGUGUUUUAUGAGGUAGCUUUAAUGUCAUGUAACAGUGCUCAUGUAAGAUCCUGUACCCAUGGUUGCUUCCUGUUACAUGGAAACUACUCUAAAUCAUCUGAAUUACCAGGUAAAUGUUUUUGACCCAAGGAAUGGGAAAAAAGUAUAAAAAAAUAAAUGAAGAAUAGGCCUUGCUUCUUUGCUUGAAUGUGUAAAGUGGUAAACUGUAUUUGCAUCAAUGGAGACUGAAAGGCUGGGUUACUUGCAUGAUGACUGUCUGUUUGGAACUGUUGUGGAUGAUGUAGCUGAUAAUCACAAUUGAAAGAAAAGAAAAAAAAGAAAAGAAAGUAUGUCUGCAGUAAGGUUGCAAACAAGAGACCUUUGCACUCAAAAUGACCUUGUUAUUGGCUUUGCUUAUGUCACAGUGAAGCAGGGCUAUGUAUUAGUAUUGUGUUAGCAUAGUCAUCUUUUGGCAGUUCAUACAAGCUACAGCAAGCAUGGCACUGAAUGCUUUUAUUUUCGUGUCUUUUCACAUAAGUAGGCUUUACUUUAUAGUUGCCCACUUGUGACAUAUAAAGAUUAUAUGCCAUAAAUGUCUGUUUUAGUUUGUUUGUGCUGGCUUUGAUCUCUGUGUCCCAUAAAUUGUGCAUACAACACCCCUUACAGUGUCAGAGAGCUGUUGAAUACAAGAACAUGUUUUCUGUCUAUGUAUGCUUGCAUAUAACGUAUGCCUACGUAAUCAGUUGCAUGUAUCAGAUAUUUAUCGAUAGUACACCUUCAAGUAAUAUGGGCUGUUCAUGUUAACUAGUUUACUUACUGUGGGGAUCGCUUGGAACUGUUUUCCCAAAGUGCAUUUAAAAAGGUGCUAAAAGACAUAUAGCUGCGAAUGCGAAUGAAUCAGGGUAAUCACAUUUCUGCAUUAUUGGUAGAAAAAUGUGAUAAUCUCUUUGUGUAACUGCAUGUGAUACAACAUUGUCGGGGGACAUUAUACGAAGCUUGUUGAAUGUUCUCAAAUGUUGAUCACAAAGUCAUGAUACUGUUUGAAUCCUCACUCUAGUAACUUUACAAGUGCAUGCAUAGCACUUCAUGUAAGCAGGCAUCAAACAAAAGUGUUAGCGAAAGGUUGAGUUACUGCAAUCAAUGUCCGUGCAGUUUGUCUGUCAAAUACACCGAGACGUGUCUCAUA
This is a messenger RNA of Ornithodoros turicata, 7911 nucleotides long. RefSeq names its product protein Jumonji-like (gene Jarid2). The transcript is spliced from 19 exons. Lineage: Eukaryota; Metazoa; Arthropoda; Arachnida; Ixodida; Argasidae. Gene Ontology annotation, cellular component: chromatin; nucleus. Gene Ontology annotation, biological process: chromatin remodeling; regulation of gene expression. Gene Ontology annotation, molecular function: DNA binding. Bases 355 to 5118 code for a protein of 1587 amino acids. The record is from RefSeq and is a predicted model, not a curated record.